AUGGCGGAUUCCUUGCUUUCCUCCAUCGCAACCUUUCAUACGACGAAGAUCAUCGUCACUGACCCCACUAAGUUUUCGUACAUCGGCUCAAUUCCAGAAACCAUGCUCGGUUGUAUCUCUGCAGCCACUGAUAAACUAGCCAAAAGGGGCAAGAAACCUGAAUCACAAAAGGAGGGUCCUGUAACAAAACCAUCUAAGGGGCAGACUCCCAAGAAGAGGAAAACUGAUAAAUCUGCUCCUUCUCCACCUCAACCUAAAAAGCAGAGGAAGCCUGCUAGGAAACUUAUUCUUCAAUCCUCAAGCAGUUCGGAUUCAGAAUAUGUUCCUCUUACGCAGAAGAACGCUCCAUCUUUAGACGCUGAUAACGAAAGUUCUGAUGAAGAGGUUUCGGGUCGAGGCGUCACUCCACCUCGCUCCCCUACUCCAGAAAUUUCGGUUCGUUCUCUGCCUCCUUCACCUCCACCUAUUACUAUUUCUGCUUCUAUCCCUCCUAUCUCUCAAAUAACCACCUCUCAACCCUUCACUUCAAUACCUAUUCCCACUCCCAUUUUCACCGACACAACCUCUAUCACCACUAUAAAACCUACCUUCACUAUUCCCAUACCACCAGCUGCAACUGCCAAGAAUGCUGCUACAGUUACUUCUUCUGUAGAAACUCUUCAACAGACUCUUCAGUCUGAAUGCUCGAAGGUUGAAGCAGCACGCCUUGCUAUUCAACAGGCGAAUGAAGUGUUCCAUGCUAAUGUCAACGAACGCUUAUCUCAACUUCAAGAGGACUUAGCUAUGAAAAACGGUGUAAUGGAUGAGCUUGCCAGACGCACAAAUCAGCUUAAAUUGCAAACUCACAAGCUAAAAACUACUCAUGCUGAGAUUGAUGACCUCAAUUCAGAGAGGGAGGUAAUAAGGAGUUAUGCUACAGACAUUCACUCCAUCCUUCUUUAUCUAAUUGAAGGUCAUGAUCCCCUUGUCACUAUAACCACCCAAAGGCAUUUAGCAGAAAAGCUCCGACCGACACUGGACAUCCUCAGUAGUAUCGAGGGUGUUCCCGUGACUGGUGUCCAACCGCAACAAGGGGGAGAGAAAGAGUUGAAGCAAGAAAGGCAAGAAACAAAUCAACCUCCUACUUCUUCCUCCAAGCCUGUUGCUGAACCGAAGGGUGAAGAUGAUACCGACAGCGAAGAAGAUGAUGUCUACGUUGAAAUCCCCAGGAAGCCUGUCCCAAAGGUUGAUUCUUCAGAAAAACGAACUGAAGAAAUGUCUAUGAAGGAGAAGGCUGAGCUUGAACAGAAGCGAAAGGAGGCGGAGCUCCUUGAAAAGAAAAAGGCCAUGUUCCCUGAAUGGACUAAAGAAUCGCUUCAGAGGUGUGCGAUUGACGAGCCAGCUACCCUAUGGCUUGAGCCUAUAAUGUCAUUUAGACGUGACAACUCCAGUGAUGAGCAGUUCGAUAUGCCAAUCACUAGAAAGGCAUUCGUCUUCCACUGUUUCAACUCCACUGCUGCCAUUCCAUCUCCAGACCCGAAGAAAUUGAAGAUAAAGGUUGAAGUCAAGAACGAAGAGAAGAUUGAAAAGAAAAGAAAGCUACAAACCCAGGGGGGAGAUUUUUAG
Lactuca sativa (garden lettuce) is the source of this 1605-nucleotide messenger RNA. The record is from RefSeq and is a predicted model, not a curated record. NCBI's taxonomy places the organism in Eukaryota, Viridiplantae, Streptophyta, Magnoliopsida, Asterales, Asteraceae.